Molecule: messenger RNA, 3189 nt
Organism: Exophiala aquamarina CBS 119918
Lineage: Eukaryota; Fungi; Ascomycota; Eurotiomycetes; Chaetothyriales; Herpotrichiellaceae
Exons: 1
Coding region: 1-3189 (1062 amino acids)
Cellular component (GO): membrane; intracellular membrane-bounded organelle; cytosol
Molecular function (GO): zinc ion binding; calcium ion binding
Source: RefSeq, a predicted model, not a curated record
AUGUCCUACCAAACCUAUCGGAAGCCUUUGUUCCUGGCCCUCGCGAGCACGGUAGCACUUGCAGCGACCUACUAUGCCUACAUCAAAUAUGCCGCCAGUCAAAAUAAACCAGUGGUAGUACAGUCUGGAUCUCUUCAUCGCAGCAAUGCCAUUCGACGGCCUAGGACCAGACGCUGCUGGCGGCCUGGAUACCAAGCCACUCACCUCGAUUUCAAUCCUACUGAACGAGCUUUAGCUCAUCUUCUAGUGCGUAACAGUUCCUGUGAAGGUUAUGGAGACUAUCGCAAUACCUACUUCAUUUCCGAGGCAACGCAAGGAACUGAGCUCAAUUUGGGACUUUAUCCCCUAAAUCUCCAGUCGAUCUACGAAUUCUUGGUGCUUCAAUCUGGCGAGCUCUCCCCUCACCUCCGAGACUGUCUCCGCCUCCAUAUACAUGGGUUAUUCAUUCAGAAUUUCCUCCUUGAAGAGUUUCCUGAAGGCUACAUUAUUGGGGAUGAUACCUAUAAUCUGGCAGCCGGGUUAGCCGUCCUCGGAGUUGCAGAGGAAACAGUAUAUGAGGUAGUGAAAGCCUUCGAUGAGGGCAGAGUUCUUUAUACUGAGGCAUGGGAUCCUUUUACCCUUGCUGUCCCAGGUCCAACAAUUCCUCCUGGACACUCCGAUGGGAUAGCUGAAGAUCUAGACCCUCAUGAUGCUCUCCACGCCCUAGCGGAUCACUCGAGAGAUGAGGAUGAAGAAAGUGAGUUGUAUGUCAACAACGACGAUGACGCCGAGGGCAGUCAGAACAUGCUUGACCUGCUCUAUCAUAUCGCCGGUGAACAAGCCCGGAGAGAAGGAUCAGUUCACCGAGGGGUCGAAUGCAACAGCUGUGGGGUACAUCCAAUACAAGGUAUUCGUUACCACUGUGCCAAUUGCUUCGACUUCGAUCUCUGCGAGAGUUGUGAGGCGAGCUCUGCACAUACCAAGAGCCACGUCUUUUACAAGAUUCGUAUCCCUGCUCCCUCGAGGGGUAACAUAAAGCAAGUCAUCCCAAAAUGGUAUCCAGGAAGGCCCACUGCGUUCUUGAACACCUUGCCGAAGGAGAUAUCAGGGCCACUUCUCGAAGAGACAACCUAUGACCGGACGGAAAUCGAUGCACUUUACGAACAAUUCACGUGCCUUGCAGGACAUUACUGGAAUGCCGACCCAGCAAACCUUGGGUUUGCCAUUGACCGUAAAGGUUUUGACGCCUAUUUUAUUCCCACAACAUUCGACAAGCCCUCUCCAGCAAAUUUGAUUUACGACCGUAUAUUUGCAUUCUAUGACACGAACCAUGACGGACUGAUUGGAUUUCACGAAUUCAUUCGCGGUCUUGCGCGCCUACAGGACAAAUCCCGCGCCUCCAGACUCAAACGUAUAUUUCAGGGCUACGACUUGGAUGCCGAUGGGUAUGUGGAUCGCAAAGAUUUUCUCCGCAUGUUUCGUGCAUAUUAUGCGUUAAGCAAGGAGCUCAGCCGCGAAAUGGUCAAUGUACACGACGAUUUUGGUUUCGAAUACGUAGAAGAAGAAAUCCGAGAAAUUGUCCAAAGCAGUCAACCCCUCAGUGCUGCAUUUACUGCGGGUAAUCUCUACAGCCAUGAGUCCAGGACUGGACAGAGCAAGAUGCGUCAACCCAAUGGCGAUCUGCUGCCAGUCAACGGUCAUGAUGGGGUCCUGGAACACGAUUCGACCAUGCAAGGAGAUCCUGCUCAAGCGAUCGGCAAUGCUGCGCUCGGCGAUCGCACUAGGAAUCAUCCGUUUCGAUCCUUCAGACAAGAAUCGCCAGAAGAUGAGUCGUUACUCCUUUUGCCAACAAAUAGUAAUUUCAUUGGAUCUGGGUUCCAAGAUUAUGACGAAGCCACUGAGGCGGAGAUGUCUGGGCCGGACCCGCCUCUACAAACUUACGGCUGGCCUCCACCAUUAUCGCCCGAACCAAGGGACAUCAUUGACGCACUUGGUCAGGAGGUGUCACUUGACGACAUCACGGACCCUGUUGAUAGAUCCCGGGUUUUGUACGCUCAGUCGCAACGUCUGGACACGGCAUUCGAUCAGAGCGCUGAAAAUACCAGGAAAACUGCCGUGGAAGACAGGUGGGAAAGAAGACAGUUCUACCUCGAUCAGGAAGAGGGCCUGAGCAAACCUCCCGGCUAUACCGAGCCUGAUAGCUCCGAUGACGAGGCAAGCCUUCCCGAAGCAAAGGAAAGCAAGAGGACGAAGGCAAGCCCACGACGACAAUCUAUGCAGUCGAGAUCUUCGUCUAAAGUACGCUUCGACGACAGUGCCAUCGACACGGAUUACGAGACUCGUUCCAACGCAUCGUCAAGAAGUGUACCUGCCAAUGAAAGGUGGGGCGGCCAUGAGCUAGGUCAAGCGGAAGCCGACAUUGGUAAAGACAUCUUGUAUCAAGCUGUUCAGCAAGGUUUCAACGAAUUACUUGAUCUUCUCUUCAAGGACAAGGAGGACGAUUGGCUCGCCUCACACAAAACCCGCCAUCUACGACUCAGAUUCCGUGCAGAACAGGAUGAGUACAAACGAUCUCUUGAGCAGUCAGAAGACAAGCAGGCAGCGGCACUGGAGGAGGCAGACAGACUACGGACAGAAGAACUACUUUUGGGUACACAACCCAAAGCUGAAAUCGAAGGCAAGCCCGAAGUCCUCACUUCAAACCCUAACAUGGAAAUAGUGGAUGUGACCAGUUUUGAACCAGUAGCUAUACCGCCAGCUGACCCCGACGACCACAUUGAACUGAUGUUUGGCUCGACGCCUCCAGUCGCCACGAAUUCAAAAACACGAUCAAGUGGUUCAUAUCAUGACCCAACCCUACCACAAUUUAGACCCGAUGAAGGUGAUGAUGAGGGUUCUAACAGCAAUUUGAGUCGAGUCUCUACCCCUACAUCAGAGGAUGCUCCGAAUCCAUUUGUAGGGGACCAAGCGAAGCAGAUCUACGAACUCUGGACGCGACACGAUGAGAUUGACGACGAGGCUGAGCAGCGUGGCGGGUUUGGAAAGCUGAGCUUUGAUGAGUUCUGCAAGAAGAUGGUCCCCAAUGAUGAGGUAGAGAAAGCACUUGGGAUCAAGGACAAGAGAGAUGGCGAGCAAGAAACGUGGGAAAGUAGCGCAGAGCUGGGGAGACUGGCGUUUGUCGGUACGUGGUUGGAAAUGGCAAGCUUUUAG